Molecule: messenger RNA, 1765 nt
Organism: Paramormyrops kingsleyae
Lineage: Eukaryota; Metazoa; Chordata; Actinopteri; Osteoglossiformes; Mormyridae
Product: Bet1 golgi vesicular membrane trafficking protein-like
Source: RefSeq, a predicted model, not a curated record
UAGGGCGCCAACCCAACACAGGGAUGGAUGGAUGAUUCAGUCUCCGGAACACCAGGGGGCAGUGUGAGCGUUUGGGUUUAUGUGUUGUAGUAUAAACGAAGGAGGAAAAAAACUGCACGUCAACAAAAACAUGGCUGACUGGAAUAGAGGUCAUGGCGCCGUGGAUGAUAUGAUGGACGCAGAAAACAAGCUUUUGGCGGAGAACCUGUCUUCAAAAGUCUCCAGACUGAAAUCCCUAGCAUAUGAUAUUGACAAAGAAGCAGAAGAGCAGAAUUCAUAUUUGGAUGGCAUGGACUCCAACUUCCUGAGUGCUACUGGGCUCCUGACAGGAAGUGUGAAGAGGUUCUCCACUAUGGUUCGAUCUGGCAGGGACAACCGCAAGAUCCUCUGUUAUGUUUCUGUGGGACUGGUGCUGGUCUUCUUCCUGCUUUACUACCUGGUCAUGAGGUCCCAGACUUAAACAAAGGAAAACAGGAAAGAACUGUGCUUCAUUCCAUUGCAUACACAUGGCUAUUUAAUUUCUAGAUGAUAUGAGAAGUGCCCUCGAAAUUGCAUUCGACCCUCAGGAACAAUGCCCAGUGUGAAUAAGAAGAUUUUAGUUCACUGAGGAUUUCAGUUUUUUUUUUUUUUUUUUUUUUUUACUGAGUUCGGAGAAAUUCAUGCUGAAUGCUGAGAAGGACUUGGCUUCUUCUCAGGCCGCUGAACUCUGACUUGCAUAGUAGGAAAGGGUUGAGUCCAGCUGGUGUGAAGUGCCCCCUUUAAUUGUGCUUAUUGAAGCGUCUUGCCAGUGGAAUGCAUGUUAAAUCACCAGCAGUCCGGAGGGGGUGCUUGUCCAUCAAAACCUGGUUGUGGUAUUUUAAUAUGCAGUCAGCAGGAGAGAACAGGGAGGAUAGAGGCUGGUGCAGAUCAGUUAGGGUGUUUAAUGUGGGAAUGAAUAACAUGAUUCUGUAUAGAUUAUUGUAAUAUAUCUAUAUUUUUAUAAGUCCCAGACACUGUAUAUAUAUGACCAUUUUAAAUCAUAUUGCAUUUCAGAAUUUAGGGAUUUCGGCUAUUUAAAUAUAUACCUGAAUCUGCAGAAUGUUUCUGAUAUUUGAUAUAUAGGACCAAUUUGCUUUCGUUUAUUUCUUUUCAUUUCCUACAAACUACAGAUGUUGGAAUUGUCUGUGCUUCAAAAUUGGAAGGUCAUGUAGCAUGAAGGAGGGAUCAGAGGCAGGCUUGUGCUCUGUCUCUGUUCUUGUCCUCAGUUUCUGGAGAGUAAAAUAUUUCACUUUUCACUCCUACUCUUUUUGCACAAGGCCUUGUGACUAUUUAUUUGAUUGUGGCCAUUAAGGUUAUGGGAAAAUGCGGGAAGCGGAAAGCAUUAUGUUUAGCAUCAAUUUUCCAUGUUGUGGUUUUUUGUUAAAUAAUUUUGAUUCUUUCCUUUAACUGUCACUCAUGCCAAACCAGCUCUUGUGAGAUCCAUGUUCACUACUAAUGGUACAGUAAGACAGUUUGUUGUAUUAAACUAUAAAACCACCAUCUGUGUGCUUUCAUCCUAGGUUAAUUUUAGCUGAUGGUGGGGUUUUGGUUCACUUUAGGAUUAAAAUACAAUCAUUGUGAGUAGCCUAGAGCCUAAUUUAUUACAGCUUUUAUUUACAGAUUAUUUGAUGGGUUUGUACCUUUGUUCCAUUUUCGCUAAAAAGUACGAAGGAUUUUUCUUCUACCUGUAAAUAUAUGAGCACUUGACCAAUAACUGUGGAAUAAAACAUAAAAUCUGUACAGCUAA